AUGUUUGAAAAACCCAUAUAGUCUGGAGAAAGUGGAAGUAAGAGAAGUCUGAAAAAGAAGAAAGAAGCUAUAACAAUGGGGCUCAAGAACACACUUUUCUUGGCACUGCUUGCAGCCAUGGUUGCAAAGGAGGUCUUUGCAGCACAGCAUGUUGUUGGUGGAAGCCAAGGUUGGGAUCAAUCCACAGACUUUAAGUCAUGGACUUCAGGCCAAACAUUCAAGGUUGGAGAUAAACUUGUUUUCAAGUACAGUUCUUUGCACAGUGUGGUUGAAGUAGGCAAUGAGAGUGCGUACAAGAGUUGUGAUAUCAGCAGUCCAAUCCAAUCACUGAGUACUGGGAAUGAUGUUGUGAAAUUGGAGAAACCAGGUACGAGGUACUUCACUUGUGGUACCUUGGGCCACUGUAGUCAAGGGAUGAAGCUAAAGAUUACCAUACUUAAAGGGAAUGCUAAUGCUCCUUCUCCUGCAUCAUCACCAUCUUCAUCUUCAUCUUCCUCCUCAUCACCAUCUUUUUCUCCUGCUAUUACUACUCAUGCGUCUUCAGCCUCACAAUGCUUCGCCUCUUUUCUGUUCAUUCUUGCAUUAUCUCUCACCGUAAUGCUUUCCUUGUUUUAAUUGAUUAAAUAAGUAUGACACUUGUGGAUAUGAUGUCAUGGAAUUUUAAUUCACAUCCUUCUAUUCACCUAAUUUCAAUCAAAAUUAGUCCAAUGUGAAAAGGACAUGCCUUGUCUUGUAUGUAGUAUUAAAAGUACACUAUAUAUAUAUAUAAAUAAGAUUUUUCCUUGUGUCUUAUAA
Vigna angularis (adzuki bean) is the source of this 795-nucleotide messenger RNA. Its product is annotated as mavicyanin. Gene Ontology annotation, molecular function: electron transfer activity. The transcript has 2 exons. Gene Ontology annotation, cellular component: plasma membrane. The coding region runs from base 76 to 615 and encodes 179 amino acids. The record is from RefSeq and is a predicted model, not a curated record. Lineage: Eukaryota; Viridiplantae; Streptophyta; Magnoliopsida; Fabales; Fabaceae.